This is a messenger RNA of Chaetomium fimeti, 797 nucleotides long. RefSeq lists its product as uncharacterized. The record is from RefSeq and is a predicted model, not a curated record. The coding region runs from base 174 to 584 and encodes 136 amino acids. The transcript has a single exon. Lineage: Eukaryota; Fungi; Ascomycota; Sordariomycetes; Sordariales; Chaetomiaceae.
UGGGCCAGCGUUUCACCGCGAUGAGUUCUGGGACCACUCACCACGCGAUGCGUAAACGACGAAGAAGCCGCCUCCCCUGACCAAAAAAAGCCCAACUCUUAAAAGGAAACCUGGAAGUAAGAAAUCAAGCAAAAGAAACAACGAAAGGACAACAAGGAAAAGAAUACAAACCGAUGAAAAAAGUAAGUAGCGUAAAUACAGUCUAUUUGGGCUUCCAGGUAAUUCUUUUUUUCUAUUUUUACAGUCGAGGUUGGUUGACAUGUGCACUUGGAGUUCGGCUUUUGUUGCUCAUGGUUGCCCAUGGGGUGGCCGCCCCAGAGAAUGAGCCGAUCUCGAUCGCCUGUGUGGCUUCCUGCGUCAAUCCAUGUAACCGUAACCCCGGAGGACUCAUUGCCUUGGGAGACAACUCAUUGACUCCAAUUUGGAAGGUCCUCUUCAUCGACCCAAGUGUGGCGUUGCCGGCAUCCUCAAGAGUUCGUCAACAAAUCUCGCGACGUUGCGAGCUGUCUCAUGUUCCACACCCUCGCUGCAUUUACCCAAGCCUUCUACCCGACUCAGCAACUUCGAAACCAAGUCGGAAAUAGAACGGGGGGCUUCGUGGAAACGGGUCAGGCAAAAUAGAAGCCCCCGUCCUGCUGUGUCACUCGACCACGGCGGAGGGACUCGAUGACGGUGAGAGGGGAUCAUGCUUUCUUAGUCUCUAUGCAUACGCCCGCGAAGCUCAGCUCGAGGCAUUGACAAAUAGAAAAGGCGUUACGCAAUGGCCGGGUUAUGGGUGAGUGGACCAUGCCGGGCGA